CCGGUCUUAUGCAGAGGCCAGCCACUUCCGGCAGUUCUUCUUCUUUCCCGGGUGGACCAGCGUCGUCCCACCCGUCUAGCCCCGCGAAAUCCCCCCUGGACCUUGAUUUGUUCCAGGAACAGGCAAAGCGGGCGGACAAGUUUUUGCAGAACAUGAAGAGGAAACAGUUCAUGGACAGUGGUGCUGCGGCUCUACCGACUGACCAACAGAUGAUCUCAGCGACAGCAAAGGAGUGGGUUCCUAGGGAUGAGGAGACCGGAAUUGCGACCAACCCGGCGUUUAUUUCCGCCGAUGAGGUUCUGUUCGUUUCGCCGAUCACCCGGCAAUACAAAACGAACAAAGGCGCGUCGACGAACAAAGGUGAUUCAAAUUCCCCAAUCAUGGACCGGCUGCACUUCUUGCAGAAAUCGCCACCGAACAAGCACAAGAUCGGGUACAAAUAUUUCGCGUCAGGCGGGUUUCCGAAGUCGAAAGAGCAGUUGGAAUCGGAUUUGUUAUCCAAAGCGGAGGAGGAGGGGCUAAGCCCAAAAGCGGUGAAAAACCGGGAAUUCACGGACCAGCAGUUGGAGCGAAACGCAUUCCAAGCCCGGAUGAAAGAUGAAUUGAAUCCGGCGUUGGAUAGCGAAAAAUUCAAGCGGGACACGGAGAUGAGUCGGCAAGCAGCCAGAGCUUACGUGAAUUUACGGAUUCAGCGGUAUUUGAAAGGCCCGAAUGCCGCGGUGAGUAGCAAUUUGAAAAAUAACGUAGUUCCAGGAAGGGCUUCCAGUCCAGAGGAGGCAGCUGCAAGAGAGAAGUCGUUGCUCGUGAAUGCGGAUGAGAUUGACAAGUGGUUUCCGGAGCAGCUGGCACGUUGUGUGAAAGAAAACCGACCGUUGUUCCAACCGAUCCACUCCGCGCCUGUUCCACCCAAGGCGAUCAAGAGCCCAUCGAGCAGUACUGCGAAAACGAAGAACCCCGCGGCCUUGUUGACAAUUGGGGCAGGAAAGAAGAAAGCAGGUGCUAAUGCGACGAGUCCCGGAGGUGCAAGUGUAAGUGCCGGUGGAGCUGCUCAGGCGGGUUCUGCUGCUGCGAAUCCCGACGGAACAGGUGCAGACAAGGAAGCUGCCGCUCCGACGAUGCAGGCGGAGCCGCUAGUUUCUGACGGGUGGUCUUUGGAUUCCGAAGACCCACUAUUAGAAGAGAAAACGGCACAACACGUGCAACGAGUUUUGCUGAAAUUCGUCGAAUUGGUAGAAAUAUCCCGUGCAAAAGUAUCGUCUACUGAUUGCAUUUGUGCAUUACAAAUCUCUUUCCCAUGGUAAAUCAGCAUUGCAAACUUGAUUUGUAAUGCUGGGCUAAUUUGUAUUAUGCAGUUCAUACUAGAACUAGUACGAAUACGAUGCUUUUGCAGUGCAUAAGAAAAUGACGAAGAAGAAUACGAGCGGCGGGAGGAAGAAAGGAAAAGAAUCGAGAAGGAAAAGCAAGCGGCUUUAAACCCC
Molecule: messenger RNA, 1478 nt
Organism: Amoebophrya sp. A120
Lineage: Eukaryota; Dinophyceae; Syndiniales; Amoebophryaceae
Source: the annotation of a GenBank genome assembly